AUGGUGUCCUUCCUCGAUGAAGAACUUACGGGCAUCUUAGCUGCCAUUGCUUCACCGCUAUGCAUGGCAAUUGGAUUCAUUGUAUGGGACAAAACCUGGAAGGGAUCCAGUGCCUUUUCUCUCAACCUAUUCAAAUGCAACUUUGCGUCCAUCAUUUUUGUGGUGGUGGGGUUGAUUUUUGGCUUUUUGUUCGAGAAGGAUGAUUUCUCAUUGGAACAUAUUGGUUGGUUGAUUUUAUCUGGUGUUCUAGGAAUCAUUGUGGGGGAUUGGUUGUGGUUGGAAGCUCUGCAAAGACUCGGCGCUUUUCAAGUGUUGGUGAUUGAUACCAUCAAGCCAUUUUGUGCGGCUGUAAUGGGACGGUUUUUGUUGGACGAGGGAACAAUACAUCCUAUUUCCUAUGCGGCGAUGGCAUUGACUAUGACCGGAGUUCUGGUGGUCAGCCUAGAGCAAAACAAGCUGGCAUCCUCUGUCGAUAACGAACCAAUUGAUGACAAUUCGGACGAAACGAAAACUGAUGGUCACGAAACUACUCGUACGAUACCGCCAUCCUCGACAAUGGAUGUUCCUGCCGCUGAUGCUAUGCAAGAUGAGAAUAGAAACGAUGAGGAAGACGGUAUAAAUGGAACCGGCAGUGCAUUGAAGUCGAACCAGGGUGACAAUCAAGAUGAUCGGAUAGUAGGCAUAAGUCCAGUCGCCGUUGAAGAGAAUCAGACCACUUCAUUUCGAAAGGUGGGAUACAUUCUUGCGGUUAUGAAUGUGCUGUUAGAUACAUAUGGAUCGCUUUUGACCAAGCAACAUGGUUGGAAUUUCACCACUUGGGGGAUCAAUCUGAUACGGUUUGGUUGUUCUGGUGUGCUCAUGGCCAUUGUUUCCGUGAGCUUAGCACUGUACCAAAGACCCAGCAAAAAUGACAGUGAUCAAGAGCCGAAGAAGGAAGCAUGGUUCAAACUACCAAGUAAAACAAUUCGAAUGUGGGCACAAGUGUGUCUCGGCGUGGUCUUUGUGACGUUCCUGUGCCCUGCACUGAGCAAUUAUGCUCUGUUUCAAAUCCCCUUGGCCUACGCGCUUACGCUUACAUCUAUUACCCCACUCUAUGCGGCAUUCUUCGAAUGGACAUUUUGGGGUCAAUCGAAGCGGCCAACGUUCCGUGCGCUGCUCGGAUCGUCUAUGGCAGUUGGAGGGGUGGUUUGGUUGGGAAUUCUCAACGCUCAAGUGAACGAAGAAUGA
Molecule: messenger RNA, 1227 nt
Organism: Cylindrotheca closterium
Lineage: Eukaryota; Bacillariophyta; Bacillariophyceae; Bacillariales; Bacillariaceae
Source: the annotation of a GenBank genome assembly